Messenger RNA from Epithele typhae, 4242 nucleotides. Its product is annotated as ARM repeat-containing protein. Gene Ontology annotation, cellular component: nucleus. The transcript has 13 exons. Gene Ontology annotation, biological process: protein ubiquitination; SCF complex assembly. Lineage: Eukaryota; Fungi; Basidiomycota; Agaricomycetes; Polyporales; Epitheliaceae. The coding region runs from base 1 to 4242 and encodes 1413 amino acids. The record is from RefSeq and is a predicted model, not a curated record.
AUGACGAAGACGUACAUCAUGAACGGGCUGGUGGAGAAGAUGCAAUCCCCAGACCAGGAUUUCCGGUGCGUAUAUGGGCUUGAACGACCUGCUGGCGAGAUCAAGCAGGAUUCCAGCAGUUUCCUCGGCGAUGAAGCGACGGAGAACAAGGUGCUCAAACAGGUCCUCGCACUGGUUGAGGACAAGAUCUCCGAGGUCAAAAACCAGGCGGUCAAGUGCCUGGGGCAGCUCAUCAAGAUCAUUCGCGAGAGCCAGAUGGAGCUUGUCGUCGACAAGCUGAUUGAUUUCUCCGCGGGGAAGGACGAGGAGCUGCGGGACAUCGCCGGCCUUGCGUUGAAGACCAUCACGUCGGAGCUCCCCACCGAAGGCAAGAUCGCGACCAAGGCAUGCGAGAAGCUCACUCCCAAACUACUUCAUCAGGUUGCGAACUCCGCCACGCCCCCAGAAACGCUCAUCGAGACGCUCUCGAUUCUCUCCAUCCUGAUCACCCGCUUCCCUCAAUACCUCGCGAAUGUCGAGCCGCAGCCGGUGUCGGUGCUCACGCCCAUCCUCGACCACGCGCGGCCAGCAGUCAGGAAACGCGCGAUCACGACGCUCGCGCAGUUCCUCCCGCACUCGCAACCACGGCUCUUCGCGUCGCUCCUGACCGGGGUGAUUUCGCCGGGGCUGGCUUCGAAUGCAGACCUUGGGAAGCAGCGGACCGUGGUGCAGCUCGUCGCGGCCGUCGCUCGCCACUCACCACAACAGAUCGCACCUGCUUUGGGAGACGUUGCUCCGAGCAUCAUCAAGGAUUCACAGCGGGACGAUGAGGAGUUGCGCGAGAGCUGUCUCCAGGCUCUCGAAGCCUUUGUUCUCAGGUGUCCGAGCGAGGUCACGCCAUUUUUGUCCUCUAUCAUCCAAGUGGGCAACCAGUACAUCAAGUACGACCCCAACUACGCUGGCGGUGAUGACGACGAAGAUGAAGAAAUGGCCGACGACGAAGAUGAGGAUGAUGAGGAACUUGGUGAUGAAUACUCCGAUGACGAGGACACUUCGUACAAGAUCCGACGAUCAGCUACGAAGCUCCUCGCUGCGGUGAUCGCUACACGGCCAGAACUGUUGACGACGCUCUACAAGGACGUCUCGCCUGUCCUCAUCUCUCGUUUCGGCGACCGUGAAGACACCGUCCGUCUGGAGGUGUGGCAAACGUAUGGCGUGCUCCUGAACCAGACCGGUGUCUAUGGCGGUUCUCCUCAAAGCAACGCUGAGCAUACCGUCGGCGGCAAGCGCAAGCGUGCAGAGGGCAUGGAGGUCGAGGAGACGCCCUACACCUUGCUGCAAUCGCAAGUACCUUCUUUAGCAAAGGCCGUGCUGGGCCAGAUGAAGUCGCCCAAGACGCCUCCAGCAACGCUCGAGGCCGGUUUCUCGCUGUUGCACAAGCUGCUUUCCGUACUCCCAGGAUCUCUAGCAAGCCAGGCACCGCAGAUUGUUGCAAGCGCGAAGUCUGUCCUCGCAACUGCAUCACGGUCCAACGCGGCGUCGCUUCAGGUCACCACCAUGUCUUUCCUUGGGCUCUUCUUCUCCAAGCACGCCCCCUCAGUCUACGCGGCGCAGCUCGACUCGCUGACUCCUGCGCUCCUCUCUGCCCUCGCAGAAAAGCAUCCGAAGAUCAGCUCCGAGGCAUUCCGGGAUUUCUCCGCGCUGCUGACUGCCAUGCAACCCGUGAAGGGUGCCGGCUGGAUUGACCGCGUGUACGACGAAGCGCUCAAGCGGUUGAGCCACCACGACACGGACGCGGAGGUGCGUGCGUGUGCGGAGGAGUGCAUCGGGGACCUCUGGAUCGCGGCGACGGAGGCGAUGAAGGCAAAGAGCAGGAAGGAGUGGGAGUUCAUUUGCAGGUCUACUGGGCGCACGGACGGAGCGGUGGCUGUUGUCACGAAGGUCUCAACGAAGGUCGAGGUUGGCGACGACUGGGUCAAUGGCGCUGUUGAGUGGACGACGACGCUGCUCAAGAAGAGCGGCAGGGCUGGGAAAGUGGAGGCGUUCAACUGCUUGGAGGCGCUGCUCAGGAGGUACACGGCCAUCCCCACGGACCUCCCCUCCAGCCUGAUCCCGGUUUUCAAGGCCUACAUCACCCCGACCGAUCUCCCACUCCUCGGUGCUGCGCUCGACUUGAUCACCCUGCUUCUUGUACUCGCACCCGCAGACACCUUCUCUGAAGUCGAGCGCGACGUCCUCCCGGACAUUUACAACAUCUCGUACUCUCCGGUCAUCGUGGGCGUGCCUUUCGAGUCGCUCCUUGCAUUCUAUGGCGGCCUCGUCGAGGCAGACCUGCAGAUCGCGAGCCACGUCGUACCCAACUUGGUGCUCGCCAUGGAGAAGGCCAAGGGCGAUGUGUCGCUCCCGAACGUCGCGAAGUGUCUUGGGCAGGUCGUCAAGUCGCACCAGGGCAUCGCGGCGGGUACAAUCUCCGAGUUCGCUAAGCACCUGAAGCCGAAAUCGAAGGCGAAGUCAUCGCAGGUCGCGCUCAGCUUGCUCCUCAUGGGCGAGAUCGGGAGGUUCAUCGACAUGACGCCGAACCAGGACAUCUUCGGGCUCGUGAUCGAGAAGUUCGCGUCGGACCAGGAGGAGGUCCGGACCGCAGCGGCGUUCGCGGCGGGGAACAUCACCGUGGGCAACCUGCACCACUUCCUGCCGUUGGUGGUGAAGAUGGUGGAGCACGACCAGGAGAAGCGGCUGCUCGCGCUCAACGCGCUCAAGGAGGUCGUCACGCACUGCACGCACGGGCAGCUCGAGAUGGUCGCGGACACGCUCUGGACGCCGCUGUUCGAGAACUCGGAAAACCAGGAGGAGACGACGCGGAACGUCGCGGCGGCGUGCCUCGGCAAGCUCACGACGACGCACCCUGGACGGUACCUGCCCCAGCUGCAGGCGCGUAUCGCGGACCCGAACCCGGCGACGAGGGCGACGGUGCUCACCGCGAUCCGGUACACGUUCGUGGAGAACGCGCGGUCGUUCGACGAGACCCUAGGCAGCGUCAUCAUGGACUUCUUGUCACUCAUCUCCGACGCCGAUCUUAUGGUUCGUCGUUUGGCGCUCUCCGCGCUCAACUCGGCGGCCCGGUCAAGACCGCACCUCAUCCGCGACCAUCUACCCACUCUCCUUCCCGCGCUGUACCAGGAGACGGUCGUCAACCCGAACCUCAUCCGCACGGUGCAGAUGGGUCCGUGGACACACAAGGUAGACGACGGUCUCGACGCCCGCAAGACUGCAUACGAGACGCUCUAUACCUUGCUCGACACGUGCCUCCCGAAGCUCGACCUGUACGAGUUCCUCGGGCGCGUCGCGGCCGGGCUCGCGGACGACUCGGACGAGGUGAAGGUGAUCUGCCACAUGAUGCUCUUCCGGCUGGCGCAGGUGGCGCCGACGGCGGUCGCGCAGCGGCUCGACGAGCUCACGCCGCCGCUGGAGAAGAGCAUGAAGGGCGCGGCAGUGACGAAGGACACGGUGAAGCAGGACCUGGAGCGCACGGCGGAGCUGCAGCGGUCGACGCUCCGGGCAGUCGUCGCGCUCAGCAAGAUCAGCCAGCCGGGCGCGGGCCCGCGGUUCGACGCGUUCGUGGCGGCGACGCAGAAGUCGACCGAGUGGGGGAUCGAGUUCCGCGAGCUCGCUGGGUCCGCGGGAUCGUGUGCACAGUUCGUGGGCGGGGACGCGGCGGAGGACGCGCUGCCGGUGCUCGCGCGGCUGCGGCGGGAGAACAAGGGCGCGCUGUUCGUGUACAGCGUCGAGGUCGACGAGGCGGGGGCAGGCGGGGAGGGGCGGGGCGCGCAUCGACGGGUCGUGGAGGAGACGAAGCAUUGCAUCGACGUCGCGGCGGGCUUCGAGGAGGCGCGUGGGGCAGGGAGGGAGGAGAGAGGGACGUGGGUGGCGAUCAAGCUGGUGAGUGUGGGUUUGAGCGUGUUGGGCGCGCGCAUCGAACUGAGGGCGAGGUUGGUGCAGAGUGCUAUGGUCGAGGACGCGGAGGCGCUGCGGAGGCUCUCGAAGCGGUUGGUCCUGAAGCACGCGGCGGAGGGGUCGUGCGUCGCGUUUCCUGGGUGCCCUUCGUCUGGAGACCUUGACGUGCUGUCAGGGGUGGAUGCAGCGGGCACGCUCACCCAGGAAGACGUUGCCGCCCUCCGGGAGCUGCGCGAGGACCUCGCGGGUAUUUGCGCCCGUGCGCAGGCCAAAGGGAUCCGGAUCACCGUCGACGCGGAGCACAGGUGA